Messenger RNA from Aspergillus nomiae NRRL 13137, 1047 nucleotides. Its product is annotated as NAD-dependent epimerase/dehydratase family protein. The transcript has 5 exons. The record is from RefSeq and is a predicted model, not a curated record. NCBI's taxonomy places the organism in Eukaryota, Fungi, Ascomycota, Eurotiomycetes, Eurotiales, Aspergillaceae. The coding region runs from base 1 to 1047 and encodes 348 amino acids.
AUGUCGCAAAUUCGCAUUCUUCUGACCGGCGCCACGGGCUACAUUGGUGGCUCGGUCCUGACCACUCUCAAAGCCAGUACUGCCAUCGAGGUACAAAAUGCGCAGAUCGACGUCCUCAUUCGCGGACUGGAGAGGAUUCCGGAGUUUGAAAAUCUCGGUGUUGGGGUCAUUGUCUUCAAGAGUCUCGAUGAGACAGAAUUCAUUCAGAAGCUCGCGAGCGACUACGAUGUUAUUAUCAACACCGCUUCCGCGUUCCACACAGAAUCCGCUAUCGCCAUGAUCACUGGUCUUCAUGAUAGAGAGACCAAGACAGGCCGGAAAACCCACUUUAUCCAUACCUCUGGAACGUCCAGCAUUGCCGACCGGCCGGUCAGCAAAGUCUACCUCGAAUCCCGAGAGCUGCACGAUACCAACGAUGUAUAUGCGUAUCAACAGGCUCGCGAGGCCCACGAGGCCUAUAAACAGCGCACAACCGACCUGGCUGUCUUCCGCACGGGUAUUGAUCUUUCCGUCAAGACGACGAUCAUCAUGGCCCCGACCAUCUUCGGCAUUGGCACUGGUCCGGUCAACCGGCUCUCGAUCCAAAUUCCCGCGCUCAUCCGUCGUGCCUUGCAGUACGGACACGCUGUGGUGAUCGGGGACGGUCAGGCUGAGUGGGAUCAUGUCCACAUCGCCGAUCUAGUGACCCUGUUCGAGUUGGUUCUGGUGAAGGUGCUGAAGGGAGAGGACGUGCCGUACGGAGCCCAAGGAUUGUUGUUCGCAGAAACGGGCCGUCAUACCUGGAUGGACGUAUCUCGCGGCAUUGCCACGGCGGGAUCCGAGCUGGGCUUACUGGCGACCGAUGAAGUUCGUAGUGUGUCCCUGCCAGAGGCAGCAGCCUGGGCCGCCAAUGGCAGUGAGCAGGUGCGCGAGCUAGGCUUUGCAUCGAAUGCUCGGUCGAAGGCUACGUUGAGCAGAGCCUUGGGAUGGCAACCACAGAAGACAGAGACGGACUGGCACGGUGCAUUCAAGGAGGACUUUGAAGCGAUUGCCAAAACUGUGGUUUAG